Hippocampus zosterae (dwarf seahorse) is the source of this 5976-nucleotide messenger RNA. It is a transcript of the gene kcnb2b, whose product is annotated as potassium voltage-gated channel subfamily B member 2b. Gene Ontology annotation, cellular component: voltage-gated potassium channel complex; membrane. NCBI's taxonomy places the organism in Eukaryota, Metazoa, Chordata, Actinopteri, Syngnathiformes, Syngnathidae. The record is from RefSeq and is a predicted model, not a curated record. Gene Ontology annotation, biological process: potassium ion transmembrane transport; protein homooligomerization. The coding region runs from base 758 to 3208 and encodes 816 amino acids. The transcript is spliced from 4 exons. Gene Ontology annotation, molecular function: delayed rectifier potassium channel activity; protein binding.
CACCCUGCCUGUAAACGCGAUCCGCCUAGCGGUGGCCAGUCAGCUCACCUCUCACCAGGGAGGUGCUGCAGCCCCUCUCAGCUCGCUUUGGUGUGUGUGUGUGUGUGUGUGCCCACUCCACAGGACUACAGCUGGGCGCUUUCGCUUCUGCGCACCCUCCUCCCUAAACUCCCCUCCCUGCCUUCUCCCGCAAGUGAUCGCAACAAGCGAGCGCGUGCGGAUGGAGGCGGGACUUUUAUUUUUCUCUCUCUUUGGGCAAUGUUGGAGCAUUAGGAGGAAGAUGUUUGGAAUGCACACACACCAGCGCACUCGAGUCGACAGCAUGCCUGGCGCGCGGUCUCCGCACGGUGCCUGCGGAUCACUCUCGGUCGUGGAAGCUUGACUGUACACGGAGGAGGACUGGGGUGUGGGGGGGUGGGUUGUGGUGGGGGAAAGCCCGCCUAGAUGGAAGGACUUUGCAUGGACAAAUGCGACUUAUCUUGGCAAGAGGACACAUUUUCUCAGCCAAUGUACAAAGCGGUAACAUCAAUGACAACAACGGCGAUGAUUCGUCUUCUCGAGUGGAGCUUUCAUCCCACCCUCCGCAAGAAAUAUUGACUUUUAAAGCAACGAGUGAUUUCGGCCACCGCGUUCCCGGAGACUUGAUGAAGCGAGCCAUGGAGAGACUUGCCUUAAAAGGACCCGGCGCCCUUUUGUAGGCUCUUUCUGGUGGACUUUUUGAAACCCUCACAAGUCUUUUUGGGUCUUCUCCGCCACCAUGGCUGAGAAACUGGGACCGGCCGGGCUCAAGCCCGUCUACGUUCCACCCCUUCCCACUGUGCCGCCGGAGCCAAUCGACAUCAUCCGCACCAAAGCCCGCUCCCGCCGGGUCCGCUUGAACGUCGGCGGACUCAACCACGAAGUCCUGUGGCGGACUCUGGAUCGGCUGCCGAGGACCCGCCUCGGCAAGCUGCGGGACUGCAACACGCACGAGUCCCUGAUGGAGGUGUGUGACGACUACAGCCUGAACGAGAACGAGUACUUCUUUGACCGCCACCCAGGGGCUUUCACCUCGAUCCUGAAUUUUUACCGCACGGGCAAGUUGCACAUGAUGGAGGAGAUGUGCGCCCUUUCCUUCGGCCAGGAGUUGGACUUCUGGGGGAUUGAUGAGAUCUACCUGGAGUCCUGCUGCCAGGCUCGCUACCAUCAGAAGAAGGAGCAGAUGAACGAGGAGCUACGCAGGGAGGCGGAGACCAUGAGGGAACGUGAGGGCGACAGCGAGUUUGACAACACCUGCUGCCCGGAGAAGAGGAAGAAGCUGUGGGAUCUCCUGGAGAAGCCUGGCUCCUCUGUCGCUGCCAAGAUUCUGGCCAUCUUAUCCAUCCUGUUCAUCGUCCUCUCCACCAUCGCGCUAUCGCUCAACACCUUGCCGCAGCUUCAGGAGAAGGACGAGUUUGGCCACGCCAACGACAACCCUCAGCUGGCGCACGUGGAGGCCGUGUGCAUCGCCUGGUUCACCAUGGAGUACCUCCUCCGCUUCCUCUCCUCACCCAAGAAGUGGAAGUUCUUCAAGGGUCCACUCAACGUCAUCGACCUGCUGGCCAUCCUGCCCUACUACGUCACCAUUUUCCUCACCGAGUCCAACAAGAGCGUACUCAAGUUUCAGAACGUGAGGCGUGUGGUGCAGAUAUUCCGGAUCAUGAGGAUACUGAGGAUCCUCAAGUUGGCCAGGCACUCCACGGGACUCCAGUCUCUGGGGUUCACGUUGAGACGGAGCUACAACGAGCUGGGCUUACUCAUUUUGUUCCUCGCCAUGGGCAUCAUGAUCUUCUCCAGCUUGGUUUUCUUUGCCGAGAAAGACGAAGACGCCACCAAGUUCACCAGUAUCCCCGCCUCCUUCUGGUGGGCCACCAUUACCAUGACCACAGUGGGCUACGGUGACAUUUACCCGCAGACGUUACCCGGAAAGAUCGUUGGCGGGCUGUGCUGCAUCGCAGGGGUACUGGUCAUCGCCCUGCCCAUUCCCAUCAUUGUCAACAACUUCUCCGAGUUUUACAAGGAGCAGAAGAGACAGGAGAAGGCCAUCAAGAGGCGGGAGGCGUUGGAGAGAGCCAAGCGCAACGGCAGCAUCGUGUCCAUGAACCUGAAAGACGCCUUUGCCCGGAGUAUGGAGCUCAUGGAUGUCGUGGUGGAGAGAGGGGAGGAUAAAACCUCUCUGGACAACCACCUGUCACCUAACCGCUGGGGAGGUUCCACCAGGUUGGCCACCUCGGAAACCAACCUCAAGUCGCCAGAGAAGAGGACCCUGGAGAACGCAGUGGCCGCGCCGAAUUCCCCGCACCGGAUCACCGUCACCACCACCGGGAGUCCGCGGUGGACGAGCAAAACCCCGCAGCACCUCAACGUACAGAAUCUAGAGGAGCUGUACAACCAGAUGACCAAGUCCCAGUCCUUCACCAACCUCCACACGGCCAGCUCCAUGAGCACGCUGAGCACCACCGUUGCCGGCCCGGGGUCACCUAAGAGGUCCCACAGCCCCGAGAUCACCCUCAAGGAAGAGCUGGAGAUGAAGGCGGUGGAUGGAGCCAAGACCAGACACCUCCAGGUACCUUCGCCCCUCCAUCGAACGGCGGUUCAGCUUUCCUCGGACGACAUCCUCAAAGACGGCUUUUACCAAUCUCUUAACCGGGGUGACGGCUCGGAACUCCAUAUAGAGGAAGGUGAGAGUUUCACUAGCGCGGUGGAGAACAUACAGAAAUCUCUUCGCGGGAACAACCCUCUUAAAAUUAAAGUGGGGAAGACGUCGCCCGAGGGCCCGCCGACGCCACCCAGCACCACGUCUCCUGGAGACAUUAGUUCCAGCAUCCUCGAGGAAGAGUCGCCAGAUGGGGAGACGUCACCUCUCAUGGCCAGCUCGGAAGCUCUUAUCCAGGCUGCGGAGGAGGACGAUGAUAAUGACGAGGCGGGGGAGACCGGCCCGUUGGUGGACGACCCACCCGGUGACGAGGGCCCAUCCUCGGGCAACCAUCUGAUGGAGGUGGCCGGUGCCACUGGCGUGCCUCGGUCGCCCAGGGCCACGUCGCAAAACUGUCGCCAAGGCGUGGUCGGACCGGGCGACGGGGAAUCCGACCAAAACGGACACAAAGUAGAUAACCACAUUUUCACGUCUGACAUCCACCUGACACCCGGGGACAGCGGGCUCUCGCCCACCUGCGAGACCAGCAUGUGAUUGCGAGAAAGCCCCCUUGAGGCGAUGUUUCUGCAUGGCAUGGCAAGUCCCUUUUACUUGUGUCGUUGUGUAACGCCCUGACAAACUGCUAUCCUGAAGGAAUCCACCCACGGGUGGAAACAGUUUCCGCUUGUACAUAAAAGACAACCUCCUUUUCCAUUGCACAGAUAAAGUGAUCUGUAAAUAAGCACGCAUUAAAAAAAAAAAAAGACUCAUCUUUUAUGGUGCUUUGUUUGCUGUGUAAAUACUUGGACAUGAAAGGCAAUGACAUUGCACGCAAAAAAUAUUUAAAAAAAAAAAGGACGGUACCAUUGUUAGCAAUGUGAAAAAAAUGGGGCAGGACAACUGUUGUAGCGACCUAUUUAUUAAAAAUAACAUAUCAUUGAUUACCUUCUGUGGAAAAUGCAAAGUGUUCUCGUGAUGACCCUGUAAUUUAUGUUUGUGCGUGUGUAAAUUUUUGUUAUGGUAUUCGAUCACUGACUCAAUUAGUUAGCAAAAAAAAAAACCCAAACAAACAAAAAAAACAUUUUGGUAAUUGUAACGGACACAUUUGAUUUUAGAGAGGUUGUGGCUCACUGUUUAGCACAAUUGUCUCCCAAAAAUAAGUUUACAAAUCGAAAUAUUCAUCCAUCCCUCCAUUUUCUAAUCUGCUUAUCGUCACGAGGGUCGCUGGAGCCUAUCCCAGCGGUCUUCGGACAGUUAGCGGGGUACAUCCUGAACCGGAUGCCAGCCAAUCGCAGGACACACAUUGACGAACAACCAUUCAUGCUCACACCUCGGGACAAUUUAGAGUAAACAAUUAACCUACGGUGCAUUUUUUUGGAAUGUAGGAGGAAACCGGAAUACCCGGAGAAAACCCACGCAGGCACAGGGAGAACAUGCAGACUCCACACAUGAAAGUCGAUACCGGAAUUGAACCCACAAGCUCAGCACUGUGAAGCCGACCUGCUAACCAGUCGCCCACCGUGACGCCACAAAUCGAAAUAAUGGAAGUGAAAAUUAGGAAUUUGUUUGUAAAGGCGGAAGAGAAAAAACAUGAAAAAAACAGAAUGAUGCUACCUGUAAAUCAAAAAAACUUGGUGCAGGUUUUUCACGCAAACAAAACUCCCAGUCUGGAUUUAGCAUCUUUAUCAAGACUCUUGUAGCCAUACGCAUCGGCUUUAUGGUUCGAAAUGAAUCAUGUACUCUCCAGCGUAUCUAUUUAUCUUUUCAAAGUUAUUGGUAAAUUAAAACAAACCCAAAAAAAAGCUUAUUGUUCAAAAAACGUAGUUCUACAGUGGUAGGAUUUGAAUCACUUCCAAUAAUUCAGCAGUAGAUUGAGAGCCAUAAAAAAAGCAAUUAUUAUGAAGACUAUUUAUGAAUUACAACAUCUAUAAGCUUUAUAAUGUAACUGAAUCUAGUUUGGCAAUUUUAGUAAAAAUAUUCCUUCAGAUAGCAAUGGACCAAAUCACAUACACAGAUAAGCUUGUGUCGAAGACACGAAUAUACGUCAUGUAAUUUUCGCACUGUAGCUCUAGUUUUAUACAAGCCUCCCGUUUGUGUUGACCCGUUUUUUUAAAAGUGCUUUUUGGGGGAAAGGAAGCUUCUUCUGCUUGGAUUAAUAAUUUAAUAUUAAUAAUCUUUAUUGGGAUUUGCCCCACUCUUUUUUUUCCCUUUUUUUUGGACACUUCUGGAUAAUUAAAUGUCACGUGUCAAAUGAAUGCAAGAAGAUUAUUGCUGUCCCAGAGAAGCAAACAUAACAGGAGGGUUACAUUUUUAGCUUCCUAAUAAUUGUGUUUGUAUUUUUUCUUUGUGUGUGUGUGUGUGUGUGUAAAUUUAAUUUAUUCUGUUCUUGAUUUCUUCACGCCGACAGAGAGCAUCUCUGGUUGCCUUUCAAUUCCAAUUUAUGGCUGAAUUUUUUUGCGACUCGUGGCUGUAUGUACAAAAUGCAUGUUUGUGGUUGUCUUUAUUUUUAAUUUUGUUUUUUGUUUUUUUGUCUGUCUUGUCAUGAACACGGACGAAAAAGAGAGCGGGUGUGCUGAAAGUACAAGAUAUAUUGUGUAUUAUAUGAUAUAUAUACAAUAUACUAUGUCAACUACUGCAAAAACUAUGCAGGCCUAAAAUUGUGGCACUUUAUUUUCUUCGGUCUACGGGGGGAUUUGUACAGACAGACAAGUGACUAUGUAUUUUUCCACUGUUCUAUCUUUAAUAUGAGGCCAAAAAACAGUAUUACAUGGACACAAGAGAAUUUCACCACAGAGUAAUUGAAAAUUUGGUGGUUAUUUCUUUUUCUUUUGCUUUUUUAAUAUGAUAGGAAUUUUAUUUCAGCAGUUCAAUUAGAAACGUGAAGCUCAGUGACUACACACAGUGAAAUUUUGUUUAGAUUUUUUUUUCUUUGGUCACCUUUUACAGACUGUAUACAAAUCAAUCUAAUUUUUUCCGUCUUGAAAUUGAAGCGCAUCUGUGCGCCAGCAUUUUUCUUUUAAUUAAAUUUAGGACAACAUUUUGCACUGGUCACGUUUACUGUCAAAACAAACACAUAACGUUGCUAACAUGCUAACGAUAGCAUUAGUAGUCGCGGUUUUGGAGCGUUUUAAGUAACAGAUAUUUAAACAAAAACUGUUGUCCUUUCGAGAGAAAAAAAAAGUCUAAUUUUAUAGAGUUUUACUGAGCCCCAGACAGUCGUCUUCUUCUUGAGUAUUUACGUGACGGUAUUAUACUGCCUCCCAGUGGCCACAGCAGGCACAGAAGUAUUAUCAGAAUAAAAUAAAUUGCAGCAUUAAAGAUUA